This is a messenger RNA of Cucumis melo (muskmelon), 555 nucleotides long. RefSeq lists its product as uncharacterized. Bases 163 to 369 code for a protein of 68 amino acids. The transcript has 3 exons. The record is from RefSeq and is a predicted model, not a curated record. Lineage: Eukaryota; Viridiplantae; Streptophyta; Magnoliopsida; Cucurbitales; Cucurbitaceae.
ACUCACUAUAUAAAGAAUCUCCGAUUCCCCUGUUCUUUCGAUUACCUUUGGUUGACUCUCUGUUUUUAGAGAUUGGAAUUCUUCGUUUCUUCGGCUAAGUCUCCACCCCAAUCCUCCAAUUCUACAUCUUUCUUCACCACCCACUUCAUUAAUCUCCCUCCAAUGACUCGUGGAAACCAGAGGGAGAAAGACCGAGAAAGGGCUCAGGCUCGCAACGGUGGCAAGGGUAAAACCAAAGACGAUGGUUUGACUCCCGAGCAGCGCCGUGAAAGAGAUGCUAAGGCGCUGCAAGAAAAAGCCGCGAAGAAGGCGGCUCAGGCGGCAUCAGGAGGUAAUUCAUCCGGAGGUAAAGCUAGCACUAAGAAGUAAAAUGGUCCUGGGUUUAGAAUCAUGGAUUAUGUUGAUUUUUCUUAGCUUUGUUCUUGUUGGAACGCUGAGAUCUCGUGGUUCUUAGACUGUUUGAUAUUGGAGGAGUAACCUUCAUAUGUUUCAGUAAUGUGAAUUGAUAUAUGUAUUAUGCUGUCAACGUUCAUUGUUGAUUAUUGUUUUUCAUCA